Molecule: messenger RNA, 888 nt
Organism: Fusarium vanettenii 77-13-4
Lineage: Eukaryota; Fungi; Ascomycota; Sordariomycetes; Hypocreales; Nectriaceae
Exons: 2
Coding region: 1-888 (295 amino acids)
Source: RefSeq, a predicted model, not a curated record
AUGGCCUCUUCUGACACCCCAACGGCCAAGUCGGCUAACCCUACCGACCAAACCACCACCCUUCUCGACACGUUUGAUCCUCGCAAGAUUCGUGAGCUUUACAACCUCAAGCCUCACCCUGAGACAGGCCGUCUCAUCGAUUCCCACCCAGGAACGCGCACAAAGCCAAUGCGUGUUCUUUGCCUUGGUCAAUCGCGCACAGGCACAAUGACUAUCUUUACCGCUCUUCAACGCCUUGGUUACACUCCGUAUCACAUGACUGUCGCCAUUGGAAGUCCCAAGACCAGUCUUGGCUUAUGGUGCGAGGCUCUCGAUGCCAAGUUCAACGGAAAGGGCAAGCCGUGGGGUCGGGAGGAAUUUGACAAGAUUCUGGGAGACUACGAUGCUGUGGCCGAUGUGCCCGCCAUCUGCUUCGUCGAGGAGCUCGUCGCUGCGUAUCCUGAAGCCAAAGUUGUCGUCACCCAGCGUGAUGUGGAUAGUUGGCUACGUAGCAUGGACUCUACAGCCGGACGAAUCCUCCGAUGGCCUCUCUGGGAGACGCUAGGAAAAUGGGAUCCUGCACUGGCUGGUCCCUUUUGGGAGCACGCACUGAAAGUCAUGCCUGCCAACUUCCGCACCUUGAAUGACUUUUCUCCUACUUCGCCCGCACGUCAGGCCUUCAUAGAUCAUUACGAACUGGUUAAUAGAACGGUGCCUGCGGAUCGGAUGCUCGAGUUCCGCGUCCAGGAAGGAUGGGAGCCGUUGUGCGAGUUUUUGGAUGAGCCGGUGCCAGAGACAGGCUUUCCCAGGCUUAAUGAUGCCUCGCAGUUUGUGUUUGCGCACGGUAUGAUGUGGUGGCUGGCCUUUGGCAAGAUGAGACCAUUCAGUCUUUUUACAUGUACAAGCUGA